Messenger RNA from Nycticebus coucang (slow loris), 1701 nucleotides. It is a transcript of the gene MAGEF1, whose product is annotated as MAGE family member F1. Lineage: Eukaryota; Metazoa; Chordata; Mammalia; Primates; Lorisidae. The record is from RefSeq and is a predicted model, not a curated record. Gene Ontology annotation, biological process: negative regulation of transcription by RNA polymerase II. Gene Ontology annotation, cellular component: nucleus.
AUGGAGGCAGCCCUGACAUGGGAUAGGCAUCCUAUUCUAGGCCUUUCACUGAUUGGCCUGUGCAGCCUUAUCUUCCAGGCUUCACCUCCAUGCACUCUGCAUUUGAGCCACGGAAAAGCAUUCAAAAUCAGGGAUAUACACACUUAUAAACAAGCACUUGCUGAAAGAACGAGUCUAGAAUGCCAUCCCUCCUUCUUUUCCUUGUGUACAGAAACAUUUUCCACUCAGCAUGCGUUGGAUGGGAAAGCCCUAGUUAACAUUCCUCCGCUCUCCCCGCCCCAGCUUUUCCGGCUGCACAGGGCGCACGCCCCCUCGCAGCCGCUUCCACCUACUGAAGCCCAGCACACCCCCAACACAGAAGUAGCCGAAAGAGGAGGGGCUCCGCGCGCGCCGGGGGCGCCAUCUUGGCUGAGGUGGCCGGAAGCGGCCCAGCGAAGGGGCGCGGAGUGCGACUGCGCGGCGGCCCCGCUGCGGGUCUUAGCCGCCCGCGGCGUUGCUGCCGCGCUUCCGAGUUCUGUGCGGUGCCCGCCGGUAGCCACAAAGGCCUCUCUGCUGCUGUCCCGCCCCUUCUCCGCGUUUGCGCAGUUGGUCUUAAUCCCUCGCUUAGUGUACGCGCUCUGCACCUGCCUGCUCGGAAACCUGUUGCGGAAACCGGAGAGCUGGGGUCUCCCGCUCCCUCAGGCCAAGGGGGAAAAGGAAGGCGGCCAUGAUGGUGAGCCCCAGGCCCGGACCGCCUCGUGGGAGGAGGCCCCAAGCCCCCUCCGGCAGGACAACCCCAAGAAGGACAGUGGCGCCGUGAGGGAGAAGGGGUCCGCGGUGCCCAGCGUCUCCCGGAAAGGAGCGAGGGCCUCGGCAGCCAGAGCCUUGGCACGGCCACGCCGUCUGAAUCCGACUGUGGCGGAGUUGGUGCGGUUCCCGCUGGUGAAAGACAAGAAGAAGAGUUCCAUCGCACGCUCCGGGAUGGUAAAAUGUAGUACUGGAGACUUGAAGGAUCUGUUCCCGGAGACCAUUGCAACCGCAGAACAUCUGCGGUAUGUCUUUGGUUUCCAGCUGAAACAGUUUGACUGCAAGCACCACACUUACAUCCUGAAAAACAAACUAAAACCUCUUGAGGAGGAGGAUCUGGGAGGAGAUGGCCCCAGAUUUGGUCUCUUAAUAAUGAUCUUGGGCCUUAUCUACAUAAAGGGGAGUAGCGCCAAGGAGGCCCAGAUCUGGGAUAUGCUGCGUCGGUUGGGGGUGCAUCCCUCAAAGUACCACUUUCUCUUUGGGUACUCCAAGAGUCUUAUUAUGGAAGAUUUUGUUCAGCUGAUACCGGAAUAUGAAUUAUCUUGGGGUCCCUGAAGCAACCUGGAAAUCAAAGAAGUUCUGGGGUUCGUGGCUAAACGCCAUAAGAAAGAACCCCAGCACUGGCCAGCGCAGUAUAGGGAGGGCCUGGCAGACAGGGCUAGAGGUGAGGCCAGGAUGAGAGGUAGGGCGAGGGCCAGCGUUCGCCGCUGGUGAGGUUGGUGAAAAAGUGGCAGCAAGGACCUAGAAUUAUGGAAGCUACUGUCUUGGAUCAAAAGUAGUAUAGGUAGGGUGAGGGUCGUUAUUUCUGUAGAAAUGGUGUAACUUUAAGGAUAUAUAUUUUUGUUUAUAUUUACUGUUAAAAUGUUCAUAAGAGAUGGGUCUACUUUUUUCUGUAGGAUUUUGUUGUAGAGUUUU